Peronospora belbahrii is the source of this 240-nucleotide messenger RNA. The record is from the annotation of a GenBank genome assembly. Lineage: Eukaryota; Oomycota; Peronosporomycetes; Peronosporales; Peronosporaceae.
AUGAAGAAGUUUGAUCCGAGCCGAGUAUGGGUGGGCAAAAAGACGAUGGAAAAGCUAUACGACCCCAAAUUUGGAAACACAGACCAUGAAUUGGUUGAAAAAAUGAAACAGCUUAUUGUUAUGUACGACGAGGAGAAUGAGUACGGAGGAGAUGGCGUUUGUGAUCGUGUGGAGGGUAGUUAUGGUGGUGUUGGUGCACCAGACGAGUCGUUGUCGAAAGUAUCACGCGUAGACAUGUGA